GUUGCUGUUCCUGACUUCUCUGACUUUGCUCCAUCAUCAUCUCCAUUCUUUCACUUCUGCUUUCCCAUAAUUGUUCUUCAUGACCUUACCCUUUUUUUUCUCCAUUUAUUAUUCUCUUUCACCUAAUCCAUAACAUAACUAGUAAAAACUUCAAAACAAACAUACCCUAUUGCUACUCCUACUCACUACUCCAAAUUUGUACCAUGUCCUUCAUGCAUUAUGCCACCAUUUUUCAACAUACUGCUCCCUUGUAAAGCAUCACUCAAUCAGCAUUAGCAGGCUUGUUUCAGUUUUUCUCUUAUAUAGAUUGGCUAAAGCACUCUGGUUUUACUCAGUCAUGACACCUUCAUACUCCAAACCGGAUUCCGAAAAUGAUUCAGAUAUCAGCAGCCAGGUAGCAUCAAACAUAUCGUCGCAUGAACCAUCUGCAGAUCCUUCCAGGGACUACAACACUACCCCAUCUUCCUCUCUGACAGAACUUUCUCGGCUUCAACAGGGACAAAUACCGGUUUCCCUCAAUUUAUCGCUUACCUUCAACGGUAGUGAAAUUGAGUUGAAAGGCACAGGCGAAAGUAGCAACGAAGCAGCUGAGCUUUCUCCAGCUACUGCGGGUGUCCCCCGAGUUUUCUCUUGCAAUUACUGCCGACGCAAGUUUUAUAGCUCACAAGCCCUCGGAGGCCACCAAAAUGCUCAUAAACGGGAACGAACAAUGGCAAAGCGUGCAAUGCGCAUGGGAAUAUUUUCCGAUCGGUAUACUAGCUUGGCAUCUCUUCCGCUUCAUGGCUCUGUUUAUCGGUCCCUUGGGAUCAAAGCUCAUUCCGCUAUGCAUCAGAAUAUCAUACCUUCAUCACAUAAGCCUCCUGAUCAUGCUAGAGGUGGAGUUAGGUUCGAGCAAGGUUAUUACGGGAUGCCGGUGUUCAUGGAAGAUGAUGAUAUGAGCUUACACUGGCCUGGAAGUUUUAGACAGGUAGGCGAAUCAGCCGGGGGCAGUAACUUCGGUUUAGAGUAUGCUCAAAGCCCUAAUACAAAUUUUGUAGGAAGGACUUCACAGCCAAGGACAGAGACCUCUGCACCAGAUCUUACACUGAAGCUGUGAAUUUUUUGUUAUUUUCAGUUGAAGCUGUGAAUAGUGAGAUAUAAAAUUGGCAAGGGCUGCAAGCUGUGGCACGGAAAUGCCGAAAUCGGAAAUGCCGAAAUCGAAACGUUAAAGUGGAAAAUGCUGAAUAGAAAAUCGGCAAAAUGACAUUUUUUACAAGAAUAAGUUAUAAAUAUUGAGUCUUAGGGUUUCAGAAGUGUUUCUGAAAACUAAAACGAAAUGCCGAUAUGUAAGAUUCGAGAAAUUUCCAUGCAAUGUAGCAUUUAGUUCUUCACUGUACCAGACUACACUAGCUAUUUCUGCAAUGUAUUCAUAUGAUGUUGAAUUGCUUAGGAAAUCAAUGAUACAAAGAGUUCAAAGCA
This is a messenger RNA of Mercurialis annua (annual mercury), 1458 nucleotides long. Its product is annotated as zinc finger protein 4-like. Bases 338 to 1096 code for a protein of 252 amino acids. Gene Ontology annotation, biological process: negative regulation of abscisic acid-activated signaling pathway. The record is from RefSeq and is a predicted model, not a curated record. Lineage: Eukaryota; Viridiplantae; Streptophyta; Magnoliopsida; Malpighiales; Euphorbiaceae. The transcript has 2 exons.